AUGGGUAGUUAAUGCUCAUAGUGUUAGACUUGUUAAAAAAGAGACGAGUAGGUCGUUGUUGUAUCUGAGAUCAGACAACAGAGUUCCCAAAAUAUGAAUCAAUAUUCUCAACAACCACUUGAUGAGGAAAAUGAUGAAAUGAGUAAAGGAGUAGAUUUGUUGAAGAAUGAAAAUUUGGAAUAAAAAUAUUAAUCAGAAGCACCAACCCCAACACCUAUAGCCACUCCGGGUUUAGCAACUACAUAAUUAGUUUCUUUUAAUAUUCAAAUACAAUAACCUCAAAUGACUUAGGAGUCUUAGAAUGAUCCCAGUAUGAUUAAGAAAGAUGGAAUGAAUAAAAGAAAUUAAGAGGAUUUAAAUUUAGAUGAGACUAAUAGACAGGGUCCCAGAGAGAAGAGACCAAAAUAUGUAUUUAAGAGCGGAGCAAUUUAUGAAGGCGAAUGGGUUGGAAAUAUGCGAGAUGGCUAUGGUACUUAAAUAUGGUCUGAUGGUGCAAAAUAUGAAGGUGAAUGGAAGGCAAAUUAAGCAAAUGGCAGAGGAAAGUUUUGGCAUGUAGAUGGAGACUAUUAUGAAGGCGAGUGGAAAAACGAUAGAGCGAAUGGAGUAGGAAAGUAUAUUCAUACAGAUGGGGCAUAAUAUGAUGGGGAAUGGUUGGAAGACUUAUAACAUGGAUAAGGAAAGGAAUUUUGGGCAGAUAAUUCUAAAUAUGAAGGAUAAUAUAGGUACGGAAAAAAGUAAGGACUCGGAUGGUACUAAUGGACAGAUGGUUCUACUUAUAAAGGAAUGUGGAGUGAUAACAAAUUGAAUGGUUUUGGAGUCUAUAAUUGGCCUGAUGGGAGGCGCUAUGAAGGAUUUUGGUAACAUAACCAGAUGAAUGGUAGAGGGAUAUACUAUUGGCCAGACGGGAGGUAUUACGACGGAGAGUAUUUUAAUGAUAAGAAGCAUGGAUUUGGAGUGUAUAAAUGGAAUGACGGUCGCUGUUAUGAGGGGUAUUGGCUCUAGGGAAAGUAACACGGAAUUGGAAGAUAUAUAUUAAACGAUGGGCAGAGCCAAGUGGGAGUUUGGGAAAAUGGGUAAAGAAAAAGAUGGUUAGAAGGAGAAAGUAGAAUAGAGAGACCUAGAGACUGGGAUAAAUAUGUACAUCCAAAAUUAGAUGACUUUUAAUGA
Molecule: messenger RNA, 1167 nt
Organism: Paramecium tetraurelia
Lineage: Eukaryota; Ciliophora; Oligohymenophorea; Peniculida; Parameciidae
Exons: 3
Cellular component (GO): cytosol
Source: RefSeq, a predicted model, not a curated record